AUGGAGACGGGCAGGAGCCGCGGCGGCGGCGCGGCUGUCAGCGAGCGCGGCGGCGGCGCGCGCGCGGGGGUCUGCGGGAGGCAGGAGCAGGCCGGGGCCCUCGCUGCAGACAUGGACUCGCAUUGUGAGUGCGCCGCGGAGACGCCCGCCGCAGAGCCGCCGUCGGGGAAGAUCAAUAAGGCUGCGUUCAAGUUAUUCAAGAAAAGGAAAUCGGGGGGCACCAUGCCCAGCAUUUUUGGGGUCAAAAACAAAGGGGAUGGGAAGAGCUCGGGGCCGACGGGGAUGGUGAGAAGCAGGACCCACGACGGACUAGCCGAGGUGUUGGUGCUGGAGGGCAGCAAGAAGGAGGAGCCGCCUGGCGGGAGCGAUCACAGCGGGGCCCGGCCGAUCCCCGGACCCCCCAAAGCCUCCGGGCCUGGCCUGGGCUCCCUGGCCAGCAGCUCGGUGGCCAAGUCCCACAGCUUCUUCUCCCUGCUGAAAAAGAACGGGCGAUCGGAGACCGGCAAGGGAGACCAUGCCGAGGCGAGCAAGGCUGGCGGCAAACAAAAGAGGGGGCUGAAAGGGAUCUUCAGCAGCAUGCGCUGGCACCGGAGGGACAAGCGCGGCAAGGAGGAGGAGGAGAAGGCGGUGCGCGCAGCGGGCCCGGGCAACCUGGUUCUGCCCGGCUCGCUCACCGCCAGCCUGGAGUGCGUCAAGGAGGAGCCGCCCCGAGCCGCGCGCCGCCCGGACAGCCCGGGCCAGGACGCCCCGCGACACGCAGCAGGUGAGCCCGCAGGGGGAGAGCAGGCGCCCGCGUCAGCCGAGAGCGCCCCGGAGCGGACCUGCCUCGAGGCCGGGAGCCCCACCGGCCCUGGCGAUCAAAGCUCCCGGGGAGAGGACGCCGAGGGGCAUCGGCGCGAGGAGAAGCCCGGGGCAGCCCUCGAGUCGGGAGCCGGUGAGGUCCAGGCGGCCGAGGAUGCGUCCAAGACAGGUGACGUUCCGAUAAAGACCGUCCCCCUUGUCGACUCCGAAGGUGGCAGCGGCCGGGCGUCUGCCGUCCCUGACCCUUCCUCUGUUGAUCCACCCUCAGACCCGUCGGCAGAUCGUAUUUGUUUGAUGUUUUCUGACGUGACUUCACUGAAAAGCUUUGACUCUCUUACAGGCUGUGGAGAUAUUAUUGCAGACCCAGAAGAGGAGGCAGGCCCCAGCUGUGACAAGCAUGUCCCCGGGCCAGGCAAGCCAGUUCUCUCUAAAAAGAACGCCAGCGUGGUGGCCUACCAAGGAGGAGGGGAGGAGAUGGCCAGCCCGGAUCAGGUGGACGACACCUAUCUCCCGGAAUUCUGGGACAUGUUGUCCCAGACUGAGGACCAAGGGCAAGGAACUCAAGAAGGUGCAGCGAAGGCAGCCACUGUUUCGGACACCAAGUUGGCCCCCGAGACCUCCAGUGAUACCCGGUGUGGGGAAGCAGCCAAGGACGCGUCCUCGGUCAAGCGCAGGAGGCUCCACAGAAUUCCCAUUGAGUCCCAGCAGAAGGAGGAGCCCAAACAUCCGGAGAAGGAGCAUCAAGAAGGUGUUCCUAACAGCGAUGAGGGCUACUGGGACUCCACCACUCCUGGCCCUGAAGAAGAGAGCAUCAGCAACAGCAGCAGCAAGAAGGUGGUCAUCCCCAGGGAUAGCGACAGUGGCGAUGCUCUCUGCGAUCUCUACGUUGAACCUGAAGCAAGCCCAGCCACCCUUCCUGCCACAGAGGACACACCCUGCUUGUCCCGGCUAAAGCCGGUGUCUCCAGGCACCAUCACAUGUCCUCUGAGAACACCAGGCAGCUUGCUGAAGGACUCUAAAAUCCCUAUUAGCAUCAAGCAUCUCUCCAACCUUCCGUCCAGCCAUCCGGUGGUGCACCAGCAACCAGCCAGGAGUGAGGUGCCCAGAACAAAAAUCCCUGUUUCCAAAGUGCUGGUCCGUAGGGUCAGCAACCGGGGCUUGGCUGGGACCACCAUCAGGGCGGCAGCAUGCCAUGACAGUGCCAAAAAGUUGUGAGGUCCCCAAGGCCAAGGAGGAUGGAUGGGCCAUAUGUUAAGGAAUACAACUUUCCCCUGGAAACCACUGAAGGAAGUUCGCUUUCUCCAAAGCAAAUCAUUUAGGACCCACCCUUCUCCAUAUGGCCUAGAAGUCUUUGUUGGAGACAGGGACAGGACACCCUGGAAAGGGGAUGUUACACCUGGAGUUCAGAUAAGUUUCUGAGAAUUCUUUUCUAGCGCCUUCCCUUUUCUUUUAACCUUUACAGAAGAUCUGGGCUUUCUCCUCCUCUUCUUCCUCUUCUUCCUCCUCUUUCUCCUCUCCCUUCUCUUCCUCCUCUUCCUCCCCUUCCUCCUCCUCCUCCUCUUUGCCUUUGCAGAAAAUAAGAUUUAACCAAAUCUAACAAAAGAAAAAAAAAAUCCCACCAGGAUAUCAGGCUGUUCUAGAGUCAAGAGGGCCUUUCGGAGUCACUGAACAACAGGAUUCUUGCCUUUCUUUCCAGGAAAGAAAAAAAAAAAGACCUUUGCUUUAUCACUGUGUGGAAAACACCUCAAAGCUAAAGCUCCAUGUAGCUGUGUGACUAGACCAGGGGGCUGCUGACCUGCAGAAAGCCCCCAGCUUCCAAUGCCAGAUAUGCAAAUAGGGAAGGAAAGCUCUAUCUCUAGGAAGAAAACAGAGGUUUAGUAUGGCUGGCUCAGAUCGUUUGUCUGAGGAGAAAUAAAAGGCUCACGAGUAGUUUAUGUGUUUUUUUUGUUUGUUUGUGUAUUUUUUUUUUUUUUUUGGAUCCACUCCUCCCUCUUGGUGCAAAAUUCAAGAUCAGGGAAAGAUCUCACUAAAUGCUAAUUACACAGUAUUUUGACGUUUGUAAACUUCAACCUUCUUAUGUACAGCUAAUGCAUACUUUACCGUUUAUCUCAUGCUUAACAUUUUUCAACCUGUGAUUAUAUAGGAUUUAAAGUCUGGUCUUAGAGCUGGAUAUGUUGACAAACCAUUGAGUUUCUUUAUGUACUAUAGCUUGGGGCAGUGCUGCUUUUGACUUAUUAGGGUUCUUUGCACACACAAAGACACUCUCUCUCUCUCUCUCUCUCUCUCUCUCUCUCUCUCACACACACACACACACACACACACACACACACACACACUAUUGAUGCCCUUGAACAGUGGUUUUCCUGGCCUUGGUUAAAAGUCUGCUUCUCAGCCCAAACCAGAAAUUUUACCUGGUUUAUAAAAUGUUGGAUCCAAUCAUUUCUCCAAAGAUAUGUCCAAAAUGAACAUAUCAAGAAAUAUAGAAAAAUUCAAGUUUAAGACUAUUAUUUUAAAAAUAAAUUAAAAAUAAAAUAAAAAAAUUUUAAAAGCUAUUAUUUUGACUUUUGCUAUACAAACCUAUGCCUGAGACAGGUGUGUUCUCCAUAAGAUACUGCCAAACCUAAGUAUAUAAACAUGCUACUAAAUGACUUUUUGAGAAGGGGUUUGAUUGGAUAUUUGCUUUCUAAUGUUUCAGCUGACACUUUGAAGCCUUGGCAGGCUGAACCAUACAGAGAAGGGGUUUCUAGGAUGCUAUUAGGAUCUGCUGAUUAAACUGAUAUCCUUCUGCGGAUACACUUCAGGGCAUUUAACUCCAAGGGCCGGAGCUGCUUCUACCAGAGGUGCUGCGGCUCAUUAGGAGAUGGCACAGAUCCCAGUGACCCGGCAUGUGUGUGAAUGAUAGGAGCAGCGUGUAAUUCGGGUUCUGGAGAGAUGACUAACAAAUGGUCUGCUAUUUUGUGUCUUAAGAUUUUAGUUAUAUUUUGUAAAAGAAAAAAAAAAGCGAAAUAUAUGAAAACUUAUUUUAAUAGUAUGAAGAAAGCAAAAUUAAGUGGCCAUCAAGGAAAACUUGACAAGGCACAGAGGAGCCUAUUGCUAUUUCUGAUUUGUAGUGAUUCGGGGGGCUUCGAAGAGGGGGGCAGAGGUCUGCUGUAUACCUUAGUCAGAUUGUUGACUCUCACCGUAUGGUCUCAGGUCCUUGCUAUUGUCUCAAAGCAAUGCUUUAUUUUUUAAUUUCCUUGUAUUUAUAGAUGGGAUUCCCACCACCCCCGCCAUGUGCUCACCACCCCAAGCAUUCUAGACUCAUUAUCAGACACCAUACAAGCAUCUCAACUAUGCUCAGGAAUUCAUCUGCAUAAAAAGUAACAGACAAAAGACAUCUCAAAAUAGUUGUGGUUGGACAAUAUUUUGAAAUUUAUUUCUGCCCUUGAGAAAAGACUUUCAGUUUGAUUAAUAUUGAUAGAAAUGUUUAGACCCAAGAUGCAUUUGUUUUCUCCUAGAAGUGGAGAGAAUAUACAUUUUACUGCUAGCAGGAAAACAAAGGACCUUUUUUUUUUUCUUAUGCUUUUCCCUGUAAAGAUUAUACUCACCUUUGCACAACUCCAUGGCUGGGUUUUGUUUUCAUUCAGUGUAGGAAAGGUAACAUAGGAAGAAUGAGAUCAGAUACUGUCAGAGUAAUGGCAGCUGGUUGCUAAAGCAACAGGAGCCACUCUUCCAAGUGUUCCAGACUUGGGGGCUUAUCUGUACAUUCGCCUCUAUGCCAUCCUCUCUUUGUAAGUGAAGGAAAAUUUUUAUCUUCAUUUCCCCUGGCAAUUAAUCACUUACCUAAGACCUCAAAUGUUUAAUUUAUACUUUUCACCACACUUUUUUCUUCCUCUGAUUUUUCUCCUUUACCCUGUUCGUUUAAGAACAACAGCCGUGCCAGUCUAGUAAAGGGCUUGGUAAUGAAUUAAAUGUCCCUAGCCAUGAGCAGGUGGGAUGGUGGUCAGUCUUCUCCAAACACAGAAAAGGGAUCAGAAUUGCUUCCUCGUGCCAAGGGUUGCUUUGCUUUAUCUGUGUUUGCAAAAAAAAAAAAAAAAAAAAAAAAACUUCUAGAUUUACACUCAAGUGUUUAUGAAUGUGUUAUUGGAUAGCCUUCUAAGGAUUGGGCAGGCCUCUUUGCUAUGGGUUGUUGUUUUUUUAUUUGUAGAGAAAGGUCAGACAUGAGCAAAUGAUGCGUUCUUGGUAUGUACAGUUCUAAGGGUCAUUGGGUUGGCACUCUUUGGGCAAAGAACUGCCUAACAUGAGAGCACAAGAAGCCAAAUCAAUUGUUGGGCAGGAAUUUGUCAGUGUAAUGGCUCUGCAUAAGGCAGCCUGACUUUAAUGUCUAACACACACACAAUGUAAAGCCAACUUAGUUCUGCUUUAACUCUAUUGGCAAUAGAAGCCCUUAUUCUCUCUCUCCAUCAGGGAAUGGGAGACAUUUCUGUUUGCUACAGCAUUUCAAAACAUCCCAAGAGGAAAUAAAUUUUUAUAACUUCACGCAAUAACAAUGGAGUAAAGAUCACUCCAACUUCCUGGAGAUGCAUUUUGCACAAAAGUUAUCUGCCGACUGACAUGCAAAUAAAUACAGGUUCCAUAUUUCGCAUGUGCGGACGUCUAGACCAUCUUGAAAGGCUCCCUCACUCAUCUCAGUUAUUUUUGAUUCCUUGAAAUCAAUAUGCAAAGAGCCCUUCGCUGACUCAAUUGUCAAGGUCAAAAGGCCCUAUCAGGUGUCAGGAUGCCUCUGACCACACUUUCUGGAGUUUUCCUUGUUUCCAUCUCUCCGGAGAAGCUCCUCACUGAGCGCUCUCUGGAGGUUGACUUGUGUGGCUGAAUCUCUCCUAUUUUGUUCAUCCAAGUUGCUUGCUGCCCUGGGACAGUGAGAUUAUCCCCCUCCCUAUGUGGUUGGCCUUCUGGACCGUGCUAGCAUGCACCUCCUGUGCUUUCAACCGUUAUAAAUACCUGCCUUGCUUUGGGAAUGGGAGGACUUGGCUCACUGUGCUUGGCCUCUACUGAGACAUCUUUUUACACACUCUGCUUCCCUCAUGGGUGCUUAAAAAUUAACUCAAGAAUUUCCAGUUACCUCCCCCUGUUGCCAGAAUGGCCAUUUAGAAGGCUGCAUAAGAACUUCAAAUACCACGCUAACCUUGGUCCCUCCCUUUCCCAGCCACCAAGAAAGGACUCUGUUAUUUGUGUAAAUUCAGCCUUAGAAAUUUCCCAUUUACUACACAAAAAUUUGUAUGGACCAGCAUGGGCAAGCAAGGUCUUAGCAAGGUGUCUCUUGGAUUGUGUGUGGCAGAAAGGAGCCGCCCAGGAGCACCUCGGGGUGCUCGUGUGUCCUCAGAGUGGUCACUGGUUGUGUCAUUUGGCCCUGCUCUCAAUACUUUCAGUGGCUGUCAGUUCUUGAGUGAAUCUCUGGGGCCUUCUGCUCAGGUGAUGGUUCAAAGGAAGUAGUGUGUUGCAACAAUAGCCACUUAGGAAGGAAGUGAUUGCUCCACCUGCACACAGACGAAGCCUUCAAAAGGUAGUCUGGGAACUGAAUUAGGGAGAGGAGUUCUCUUUUGAACUAAAACAGGGAAGAUGAAAGUGUCACAAAGCCUCCAGCUGACAGACAAGCAGCUUUUAUGAUAUUGGCUUGAAUCCAAUGCAACCCAUAUCUCCAGGACAUGUACUAUAUUCAAUACUUAAUAAUAAUAAUAAAAAGCACAGUUGGGGGAUUACAUGUUGUUGUGCUGUUUUCUCAAUAAUCAUUAAAACUCAUCUCUCCUUUGUAUGUUUUUGCUUAUAGUUUGCAUGUUGGAGUAGAGUGCAGGUCAAUCAAGCCACAUAAACGUUCUAAAACUCCUGUGUGGCCGUGCUCCUGGGGAGCACUGAGAGUUACUCCACCCUAUCCCUAGCCAUGUGAGGUGAAAUUGUCUCCCUGGUAGGACUUUAAUUCAGACUUUUUUUUUUCUUCUUCAUUGCAGACUCUUUCUCUGUAUCUCCUCCUUUUCCUAGUCUCUGGGGCAGGGUUAUAAACUGUUUACUGUCCUGUGGGAGCACAAUUGCUAAGAGCUGCUGAAACCAUUGACCUCACUCCGAUUCUAACAGGACAAGCCACCUCACGUCCAAACUGAUGACGUUAGCUUUGUGUCACACACAGGGAGACGGACAGCUCCCUGUCCCUCUGGGGUCCAUAGGCAAACAAUUUGCUUCCUUCUCUUCGGAGCAUCCUCUCCAGCUAAGGAUUAGCUGGAAAGUACAGACAGAAGUCUCUUCUGUUGUCAUGGCAACACUCCUUCCCUGAUAAGAUUUUGGCCAUUCCAGGCACGCUUCACUUGUUUUCCUACCUUAAGCCUAGACCAGACCAGCCUUGUUCUGAGUAUUCUGGGUUAUUUUCAUUGUAGUAAGAACGUUCAGUAUGAAGUCUGUCCUUUUUAGUUUUCACGUGUACAAUACAGUACUUGUGAUCAUAGGCACACUGCUUAUAGCUUAUGCUUAGAGUUUAUGCAUCCUGGAGUAAGGGAUACUUUAUUGCUUGCUGACCAACAACUCCUCAUGCCCCCUUCCAGCCCCUUACCACCAGCAUUCCCCUCUCUGAUUCUAGGAGUUAGACUGUUUUAGACACCUCAGAACAAUGGGGUCUGGUAGGUUCUGUGCUUUUAUGAUUUGCUCAUUUCACUGAGCACAACAUCUCCAGAUAUCACAGCCACCCUGUCAUGUAUUUAAGAGUUCUUCCUUUCUGAAAGCUGGCUCCAUUGUACAGCAGGCAUACUCCACUGAAUGUGUCUGGUCACCUGUCAACAGACACAGCACUGUGUCUUGGCUACUUGAAUCAUGCCUCAGUGUAGACAAGGAUGGGAAAUAUCUUUUCAAGACUCCAACCUCAAGCCUUUUAGAUCAUACACAGAAGAAAUUGCUGAGUCUUACAGUAAUUCCAUUUUAAAGCCUUUGCGGACCAUUUUCACUGUUUCCCACAGCAGAUGUGCCAUUUUACACACCUAACUUCAGUUCACAGUUCCAAUUUCUCCCACCAUCAUCUUUUGUCUGUUGUCUACUUAAAUGGGGCGUGGCUGAGUCGUCCUUUGGCCUGGUCCCACUCUGAAUUCCAGAUGGCAGCACCUUCCAUCAUAAGUCAUCCAUCUCGCUUCCUCCGUGGCCCUGGAAUAUUGCUCUACAUUUUCCAAUGUAUUCAUUCACUCAACUGAUAUUUAUUGAGCACAUCCUAUGAUUGUAUGGUUAAUCCUACCAACUUCCAGAGGAAGCUCCCUGUAGUGUUAGAAGCCAUGCUGCUAACCUUGCUUUACAAUGUUCCCUGGUUUGCUUUGUCUACAUUUUCCAGAGGAAGAAACUGGUUCUUGAGAAGGUUGAAGGUCAUUGGGGCUCAGUGGGGCCUGAGCCAUGCUUUGAGUAACAGGGGCAGCCUUGAACCUGACUCCACAGCACAGGCUUUAAUUGGAGACCUUUUUUUUCUCAGCCCACAGUCACCUUUUGAAUUGCUCAUUUUAACUCAACUAGGAGAAUCCAACUCCAUUUUUAUGAUGGUGCAUAUCAUUUAAAUGAUUAUUUCAAUUAAAAAUUAACUUGGUUUUUAAAUAGCCAUCAAUGGUUUUCAUGAAAAACAAACAACCUCCCCCCCCCAAUCCUACAUUUCAAGUCUAAAAGGUUGAUCCAGGGCAAGUCAGCUUUUUCCUAUCUAGGCCAGUUAAAAUCUGGGGUCAUAGCCUCUAGUUAUUUAGAUUGUACUUAUGGACUAUACACUCUUAUCUCUGUUUUGCCAAUAAUAUAGCCAGAAAAGCAAUUUCAGUGCGGAAUCCAUUAGGCUUUGACCUUGUUUCCUCUCUCUUUGAUCUCAGUGAGAUACCUUUCUCAGUGUUUAGGGAAAAUUAGUUUGAAAUUGCAUCAAUAUAUCACAACUAACAAGAUUAUUUUACUCACUCACACAUUACCUACCUUUGGUCAACUUUUCUCUGCCCCAGUGUAAUGGGACACAGUGAGAAAAUCAAUGCCAGUUCUGGCUCUGUUGCAUCAUAAGCUGGGGAGUACUGGAAGGGUUAUUUAAAAAUUAACUUUCUCCUCCGUAAUACAGAACACAUAUUUGUAGUGCAGCCUUAGCUCCUGGUUCUUUGAGAUGCAUUCAACUGUCUCAGACAUCUUCAAGUCUGAGUCAUUUUAUAAACUAAAGUAGAACUAUCAGAAUACAUAUGGCAGGUAAACACAGCAUUUAUAGCAAAGGAGCAUGGGGGUGGGGACACAGCAUUAUCACGUGUGUACAAUUCUGGCACCUGUGACACCGCCCUGCUAGCUAGUUAGUUUUAAUGAAUGCUCUUAACUGCCUAAUUAACUACUGAAGAUUUUUUUGUUGCCUCCAGAAUAAAUUUAGCAGAACUGAUCUGAUUGAUAGUGGCGGAUUUAAGAAGAAUAUCAGUGAGAAUAGCUCUGACCUUAGAGCCCUAUGGGUUUCAUUUGUUAUCAGCAACCCACCAGCCUCCUCCGAGCUUCAGAUUGCCUGUCUGACUCCCAUACAGCAUCUCAGUGUGAUAUAAAAACAAAUGCAGCUUGUUUAGCAUCAGUGACUAAGGAAACCCAAGCAGAAACUCCACUUCUGUAGUAGUCUUCCUGCCAGGAGAGCCUCUGAGAACAGGGCUUGGCUACAUCACUUUUGUGCACAAGAGGAAAAAUCCUUAGUAACUGGUAGGUUUAUAGAUAUUAUUUUUAUAAUAGAAUGUUAAUCCCCUGAAAAAUAUCAAAAAUUAGUGUCCUAGAAUGAACUCUGUGCUUUCCAAACCUACUUCUAAGAAGGGUUAUAAACACCAAUAGGGUCCGUUUUCCUUCACUACUCCGAUGGUCUAAUGGGAUAGAUGAAUCAAUGUUUAUAUUUUUAAACCUGUAAAUAUUUUUAUUUUGAAUAUUUUGUAUAUUUGUUGAUAUAAUUCCAUUUUGUGCAUAUGUACUACUGUGCAUGUUGCUGGUUUUGAUAGUCACUCUUUUAACAAAUGUAAACAGGUUGGACUAAUGGGCUCUCUUCUUUCAUUCAUCUUACAAUGAAAAUAUAAUGUUGCCAUUUUAACUAUUGUGUUUAAAUUUGGUCAAUAAAUUCUGUUGCUCCUUUGCAGU
Molecule: messenger RNA, 9915 nt
Organism: Mus caroli (Ryukyu mouse)
Lineage: Eukaryota; Metazoa; Chordata; Mammalia; Rodentia; Muridae
Source: RefSeq, a predicted model, not a curated record